Messenger RNA from Coccinella septempunctata (seven-spotted ladybird), 738 nucleotides. RefSeq lists its product as uncharacterized. Lineage: Eukaryota; Metazoa; Arthropoda; Insecta; Coleoptera; Coccinellidae. The coding region runs from base 116 to 436 and encodes 106 amino acids. The transcript is spliced from 3 exons. The record is from RefSeq and is a predicted model, not a curated record.
CUUCUAGCUUCUACAAUCACAUUCGUGCUUGUGUCUUUUCCAUCCCAGCAUCCAGGCAGGAUCCAGAAGAUUCAAGAGCGUCCGGAGACCCGUUCCAUAAACUAAAGAUUUCAGAAUGAACACCGACCUGGUAAGGAUAAAAAGCUUUCUCCUCCUAUUGAUUGUUGUGGGAGUUGUAGCUGCGAAGCCUUCACAUUUCUCAGAUAAUCAGGUAACCCCUGAUUCUGGCGACAGGAGCGAUGUCAUGGACCCAGGACUCAUCAACGCUUGGAGAAGAUAUGAUUUCUUGAUGAGGCGGCUGGCUGCUGACUACGACAACGGAAACAUGGCUAACGACAAUCCCCUGGAUAGGCUGUUCAGAAAUCCAGAGAUGAAGAGGCAGGGCCGUAGCUACCGCCAGUGCUACUUCAACCCAAUAAGCUGUUUCAAGAAAUAAACAUAAGAACCAUGCAUCUCACAUGUGACCGAUAUCAUAUCCAUGAACGAAUGUUAAAUUGCGCACCCCCUAUAUUCCGUGGUCGUGAUAUUUUUCCAUGUUCUCAGUUUUCGUGUUCUUUUCGAAAUUUAUCAGAAAUAUAUUUAUGUAUUUGAAAUUGAUGUGAUCAAAGAUAUUCCGUGUUAGAUUUAAAUGUUUUAGGGAAAUGAGGGAUGUUAUUCUGUGACGGAGAGGGGAUAUGAAAUGUUUUUGAGAGAAGUCUUAUAUCAAGUUGUACAGAAAAUAUAUGUAUAUUCCAAAAA